Molecule: messenger RNA, 982 nt
Organism: Pelmatolapia mariae (spotted tilapia)
Lineage: Eukaryota; Metazoa; Chordata; Actinopteri; Cichliformes; Cichlidae
Product: gamma-aminobutyric acid receptor-associated protein-like 2
Exons: 4
Coding region: 214-567 (117 amino acids)
Biological process (GO): cellular response to nitrogen starvation; autophagosome assembly; macroautophagy
Cellular component (GO): autophagosome; autophagosome membrane; cytosol
Molecular function (GO): ubiquitin protein ligase binding
Source: RefSeq, a predicted model, not a curated record
GGGGCUCAGCAGACUGAUCGUGAAGAAGAGGAUUGUUGCUGUUGUUGUUGUUGUUGUUGUGUAGCUGGUUCGCUGGGAGGUGUCGAGCCGUGUGAUCGUUUGAGGUUAAAACUGAGAGGACAGCGAGCGGGAAGAUUGUUGAGCCCCAAAUUUAACCGUGAGCCGCGUUUACAGCCCGCUGCACCCGACGAGAGGAGCCCGGAAACGGCAAACAUGAAAUGGAUGUUCAAAGAAGACCACUCUUUGGAACAUCGAUGCAUAGAGUCAGCCAAAAUCCGCAACAAGUACCCUGACCGCGUCCCGGUGAUCGUGGAGAAAGUGUCGGGAUCGCAGAUAGUGGACAUCGACAAGAGGAAGUACCUGGUCCCCUCUGACAUCACAGUGGCCCAGUUCAUGUGGAUCAUCAGGAAACGCAUCCAGCUGCCCUCGGAGAAGGCCAUCUUCCUGUUUGUGGAUAAGACGGUGCCUCAGUCCAGCAUCACGAUGGGGCAGCUGUACGAGAAGGAGAAGGAUGAGGACGGCUUUUUAUACGUGGCCUAUAGCGGGGAGAACACCUUUGGCUUUUAGAGGAAAAUAAAAGCUGCCUCUCCUGACACCCACCCACAUCCAAUCACAGCCCUCACUUGGCCCCUGGGAGACAGCGAGGGAAAUUCAGAGACUGGAACAGACACGGAUACGCAUUGGGAGACUCCGGCGUGCUUGUCCCGGCUCAUGUCUCACCUCCUCUUUACAGAUCCAGUGUGUCACAUUUCAGUUACUCUUUGUUUGAUGUUGUGAUUUGAGUGUUUUAGUAGGAACCUUGAUUUAUUAUUAUUAUUAUUGAUUGUUUCCAGCUUUUAAAAGUGACGAGUGAAUGACUUUUGCUUUCAGUUGUGCUUUCUUCUUUGAAGAUGAUAUUUAAAAAAAUGAAUUAUUUGACGGUAAGGUAGCUGGAUGACCUAACCAAUAAAAAGCCAAAAAUAAAGCCUGGGCACCUUCCUUA